Molecule: messenger RNA, 707 nt
Organism: Schistosoma spindalis
Lineage: Eukaryota; Metazoa; Platyhelminthes; Trematoda; Strigeidida; Schistosomatidae
Source: the annotation of a GenBank genome assembly
UAAAUAAGAAAUUGUUUAAAUAAACUACAAAAUAUUCCUAUAAAUUAUUCACAUUUCAUUAAGACAUUUUAUAAGCCUCUAUUAUAUACAUUAAUAUAUCAUGAAUACAAUGAUAGUUGGGUUCGUCUGCAUAUUCAUAUGCUUAAUUGGAAUAAAUGCUAAUGCAGUUCCAACUACAAAACCACAUACUGUCACUGAAAAACAUACUACACCAGUUCAACAACAACAAGAAUCCUUUUUUAAGAGUAUGUGGCAUAAAAUUACUUCAGUGUUUGGAUCUUCAGACAGCGGCUCCAAAACGAAUGAGAAGGGGACUGAAAAUCCAAAUAUGACUACCGUUGAGGUUAAAAGUCUCUCGCUGAAAGACAGGAUUAUUAAUAAAUUCAACAGUAUCUUUGGAGAAGAAGAAUACAAUCCAUCUAAAGACAGUGAUUUCGUUGAUAGACUAUGGAUGUUAUUCAAGCAUUGUUUCUUGAAUUUCAAAAAUCUCGCCAAAAUAUUCUCCAUUUAAAUAAAACAAAAAAAAAUAAAUAAAUCAAUUUGUUAUUUGUAAUAACAAGCCAAAAUGAAAUGAAACAGAAUCUAUUGAAUAAAAUAAAGAACAACGAAAAGAGACGAAAAAAACAAAAAAAUAUUAUUAUGUAACUGAGUUUUUCUUUUCUUCUUUUUGUUUUUUUUUUAAAAGAAAAAAUAUAUUUUCAUGUUUU